CGCACAGCAAACAUGGCAGAGGAAGCACCAGCACCCGCAGGACCAUCCAAAACGCAGACUAAACCUGUAAAGAAGAAGGCGACGACGGCGGCGUCUAAAGCGCGGCGCGAUGGCCUCAGUCUCCCCAAGCUGAUCACCCAGGUGGUGACUGAGUCCAAAGAGCGCAAAGGGACAUCAGUGGCUGCGAUUAAGAAGGCUCUGGCAAAUAAAAACGUCGAUGUGGUUAAAUCCAACAAGCGCAUUAACACCGCACUGGUCAGCCUGGUGACGAGCGGAGGCCUGGUUCAAACCAAGGGAGUCGGUGCUUCUGGCUCUUUUAAACUGGCCAAGCCGGAGUCUGGAACUAAAACAAAGGCAGCGAAGAAGCCUGCAGCGAAGAAGGCACCAGCCAAGAAAACUGUCGCUAAGAAGACACCAGCCACCAAGAAACCUGCCGGUAAGAGUAAAAAAGUUACCACCCCCAAGAAGGCUAGGUCUCCAGCUAAGAAGACAAAGACCGCUGCCGCUAAGAGCCCGAAGAAGUCUAAGCCGGUCAAAAAGUCCAAGCCUGCCGCCAAGAAGUCGCCCGCUAAAAAGGCUCCGGCUAAGAAAGCUCCCGCCAAGAAGCCAGCUUCCAAGAAAGCUGCACCCAAGAAGUCUAAGAAGUGAAUGUACUGACAUUCAUUGUCAUCUUGCUUCAACCAAAGGCUCUUUUAAGAGCCACCACAACAUCCACUCGAGAGCAUUUCCUUCUUAUCUCGCAUAAGCAAACUUUUGAAUGCGACAACUUACACAUGCGUACACCUAAGACAAGUGAAGUGUCCUUUUACGUUUGCCCUCAUAGAAUGGUGUAAAAAAGGAUGAAAAGCAUGAGUCGCCCGGCUGCCAUUGGCGAAAAUAGUGUGGCAAGCAAAUAUCUUUCCGACAGUAAUCAUUGUGUUAUAGCUCGAAUCAUGGCCAAAUGCAUAUUUCAGCUGUUAAGGAGUGCGUUUUUCCAUAGUUAUGUAUUUUAUUACCAGUUAAGCGUGUCCCUCGCCUACCACCCAGAGUUUGGAAUAGGCUCCAGCAUACACCCGCGACCCUAAUGAGGAUUACGCGGCAUAUAAAAUUGAUGAAUAUACUGUAUGUAUAUAUAUAUGCAUUGUGUAUGUAUA
Messenger RNA from Dunckerocampus dactyliophorus (ringed pipefish), 1133 nucleotides. RefSeq names its product histone H1-like. Bases 13 to 648 code for a protein of 211 amino acids. Gene Ontology annotation, biological process: nucleosome assembly. Gene Ontology annotation, cellular component: nucleosome. NCBI's taxonomy places the organism in Eukaryota, Metazoa, Chordata, Actinopteri, Syngnathiformes, Syngnathidae. Gene Ontology annotation, molecular function: structural constituent of chromatin; DNA binding. The record is from RefSeq and is a predicted model, not a curated record. The transcript has a single exon.